GCGUCGAAAGGUUCUGUCUUCGACUUUACGGUUAUUAGACGCACCAGCUCCGGUGCGAGAUUACACGAGAUUUUACGCGGUAGUGUAUUUUCAGAUUCAAUAUGGCUACAACUGCAGCCAAAUUUAACGAUAUAUACGAUCUCAAAGAGGAAUUGGGGAAAGGAGCAUUUUCCAUUGUAAAAAGAUGUGUUCAGAAAACAUCAGGUUUAGAAUUCGCUGCAAAAAUAAUCAACACACGAAAGCUUUCAGCACGAGAUCACCAAAAACUGGAACGGGAGGCCAGAAUCUGUAGGGCAUUAAAACAUCCAAACAUAGUUCGAUUACAUGACAGUAUACAAGACGAGGGUUUCCAUUAUUUAGUCUUUGACUUGGUUACAGGGGGGGAAUUAUUUGAAGACAUUGUCGCAAGGGAAUUCUACAGUGAAGCAGAUGCCAGCCAUUGUAUGCAGCAAAUUUUAGAAAGUGUAAAUUACUGUCACGUCCAUGGAAUAGUUCACAGAGAUUUAAAGCCAGAAAAUUUACUGCUAGCAAGUAAGGUAAAGGGGGCCGCCGUAAAGCUUGCUGAUUUUGGUUUAGCAAUAGAAGUCCAAGGAGAUCAGCAGGCAUGGUUUGGCUUUGCUGGAACACCGGGCUAUUUGUCCCCAGAGGUAAUAAGGAAGGAUCCCUAUGGGAAGCCAGUGGAUAUAUGGGCAUGUGGGGUAAUAUUAUACAUUUUACUGGUGGGUUAUCCCCCCUUCUGGGAUGAAGAUCAACCUCGUUUAUAUGCCCAAAUCAAAGCCGGGGCAUAUGAUUACCCUUCCCCAGAAUGGGACACAGUGACCCCUGAGGCCAAGAAUCUUAUCAACAGUAUGUUAACUGUGAACCCUGCUAAACGUAUCACUGCCACGGAGGCUCUCAAACAUCCCUGGAUCUGUCAACGUGAAAGAGUGGCAUCUGUCGUACACCGCCAGGAGACUGUGGACUGCCUCAAGAAGUUCAAUGCUCGCAGAAAGCUCAAGGGAGCCAUUCUUACCACCAUGUUGGCUACGAGAAAUUUUUCAAUGUGGAACAAAAACCCUGGCCGAAGUCUGAUUGUGAAAAAGAACGACGGCAUUAAGGAAUCCACGGACAGUCAAGCCACCAUUGAUGAUGAAGAUACUAGGGGAAAAGCUGACAUUGACAGGGCAAUAACUCUUACUGAGCUGCAGAUUCAAGAGCAGAGUGGAUGCUCUUCACCUAAGUCGCUGUGUAAAAAACAGGAAAUCAUCAAACUGACAGAACAGAUGAUUGCUGCAAUCACCAGCGGAAACUACGAAGAGUACACGAAAUAUGCAGACCCUGCUCUAACAUGCUUUGAGCCAGAAACCAUGGGAAAUAUGAUUGUUGGAAUGGACUUCCACAAAUUUUACUUUGAUCAUGUGUUUUCCAAGAACAACAAGCCAGUGAACACAAGCAUUCUAAAUCCCCUUGUUCACCUCCUGGGAGAUGAUGCAGCAUGCAUAGCUUAUGUAAAGCUGACACAGUACAUAGACAGGGAUGGAAUACCACAAACAAGGAAGGCUGAAGAAACUAGGGUUUGGCAGAGAAAGGAUGGGAAAUGGCAAAACAUUCACCUCCAUCGCUCAGAGCCAGCACCCCCUAACAAAUAGACACACAAAAUUAUUAGAGAUUUUUUCCAAUUGUAUGAUAGAGUGUGUGUUUGGACUUCAGUGUCCAUCAUUUCUGUUUUCCCCAUGGCAAAAAAUCACCAAAAUGCUUGAUUGUACCAAGCUAUAAACUGGGGUUACAAGAUUGAACACAACACUGAUUUAGGCGUCAUGAGCCUUGUUUCAGAUGCUCAGUACUGAACAUGUUUUAAGAUCUUCUUAACAAAGUUUUUUAACCAAUUUUUGAUGAUUGGUCACCAGUUUCCUAUCAUUUUUAUGCAUAGCAAUCACCUUGUGAUUUUUCUCCCCCCUUUUUCCAAUUCUCUUCUCUUUUUGAUGAUCUCUCGCAAUUGAAAUGUUACCAAAUUGGACUUGGCUUCUAUAACUGUCUGUAAAUGUUGGCCAAGGUUUUGGUCUUGGGUGUCAAGUUUUUAUCUACAGAGUAGUUGAACGAAAGGUCAGAACAUUCUCACACACUCCUAGAUUGUGAUGGAAUUUCUAACAGUUUGAAGAAGGGCAGUAGAAGAGGAUUUUCAGAUUGAACUCUUCUCAGUGUUUGUAUACAUAUCCAGUCGUUAUUGAGAGAGGCAAGAUGGAUGACAUUGGUUACCAACAUGAGAGUCGGCUCACCAUGAUGUGAUGUAACGUUUCACCACCAGAAUUUAAAAAUGAUGUAGAUUAGAAUUUAUGACUUUUUGCAUUAGAAAUUACACACAAUAAAAACAAACACAAUAUUAUUUUUGUAUUCCAAAAAGUCAAUGUUAUGUGGUAGCGGGAUUAUAAUUAAUACCCUUUAAUUAAAUACACUAUGUAUUAUUUUUUAUUCAGCUAGUGCAUCUAUUUCUCCUAAACUUUGUAACUGUAUUUCUGAAUCUUCUGAUUGUUGUGACAAGUCUUUUAACAGCUGGAAUAGCAGUAGGUUUUGAAAUUGCAUUAUAACAUAGUUUCAAGUUUAUUCAAGUUGUUGCUCUUUGUUGAUAUUUUUUUUUGUGUUGAGUAAUAUAUUCUUUUGGUUAGUAGCAUUAUGUUUAGAUAUGGCAUGUCAGUAGUGUUAUUGAAGAUGAGUAGAUAGAUGGGGAAUGUAAUGCACAGUGUUAUGAAUAUUCAUGAUUUGUGCCAUUUAUUUCAUUGUUGUUUCUUAAUAUUCUUAUUAAUUCAUUGCAGGGAAACACAUCCCACAAUCAUAUUUUUUUGGCAUAGAUAAUCUUCAAUUGCUUUGAAAAAGAUUGUCAAAUAAAAUGGUUGGUUCAAGAUUGAUAAAGACGGUCAAGAAGGGUUAUGAUGUCAUCGUGUUGAUGACAUCAGCACAGCUGUGUUGUGGAAUUUGAUGAAUUUAGCAGAGAAAAACCGGUGCAAUGAGAAGAGGUUUUUAUUAGCAAGAAUAGCUACCAUUACGUAAAAAGAAGGCUUAAUAAUUCCAGUAGUUUUAUAUCAUGAGCGGUAACUCUGCUCAUAUACUCUGGGGGACAAAUCACAAAAUCUGUGACAUUUUUCCUGACAGUGAGUGUUGUUGAUGAGAAAAACAAAAAAAGAAAAAGAGGGAUUUGUUGUCAUGAUUGUAGAGUUGUUCUUUCUUGUGAGUGGAUGCAUUCAGUCCAGCAUACAAAUAAAUAAUUUAGAUGUUUGGGGAUUAUUUUUUUUGCGUAGUGACUUGUUUCCGUUGGAGAAAGGAAUGUUUCCCUACUGACCAAAAUAGUUAUCAGUCCCCAUUUGUGGUUUAACAAAAUUGUGCAAUAUACAUGUUAGGCCUCAUAUUUUAUAUGUAUGAUAUUCAAUUUUUUGUUUUGUACUUCUGUAUUCAAGUGAUAUUAGUAUUUGUCCUAAGCUGUUAACUUGUAAAAUGGUGUGUACGUCAUGGAAAAACGAUUGACUGAUGUUUUUGGGUAUAAGUGUUCUGAAAAAAAAUACUGGUAACAUGUUUUUGAGAACAAAACGACAUGAAAACAAUUAAAAUGAGUAAAUUUGAGCUAAUCUAUCAAUGUUAACUUGUUGGUUGCAUGAAGAGAAUGUAGAUUUAAAUUGGCUUUUAUUUUGUUUCUAUCCCUACCCAAAUGUAUUUCAUAUGAGAAUUUUCCUAGAAAAUAUGUAGCUCAGUGUUGUUGAUUGGUACUGUCAAAAACUUUAUGUAUUUGCAAUGGAAAUUACAGCAAAACAUCUUCAACACUGCCAUUUGCUUCUGGUUUUAUAAUAAAUGCCAACUUAUCAAGCAACCAACCAAUCCUAAGAAUUUGAUACUAACAAAAUUGUUCCCUCAGUCAUUUUAUGCACCCAUUUGCAUGUUUAUAAUGUUUUAAAUAUUUUUCAUAUACUAGUGCAGAAAUUUUUUUUUCAUGGUGUGAUGUGGAUUAGGUUAUCUAACUUAUGUGUGACGAUUGUAUAUCAAUGGUAUUUACAGCAGCAUUCACUUGGUCGAAAAAUCUUCAUUCACAUAGAAUAACACUGGAGAAAGUGUGUUUCCUUGUAGGACGGAGGGUAGAUUGCUCACCAUUUGUCCAGACGACUUUUUCAGAUACAUAAUAAUAUACAUUGUUUUGCUAACUUUCUUUAUCAAUUUUACAUUCUUUUCAUUUCUUUGUUUAUCUUUUUUCCCCUUAUUUAGAAAUACUUUUUAAAAAGCUCUCUUAAAAUUGUGCUAUAGUUUUAUGAACAAAAUAGCGUCGCCCUUUUACACAGUACCCCUGAUAUUUAGAGGCUAUUUCCUUAAACUUUGAGAGAAUCUGUGAUUCUGUGGUAUUUUGUUUAUGUGAUGUUCACUUUUCAUUUAUUCUUUCCACUCAUACUAUCCCAUCAUUCCUGAAAACCUCGUAUAUGCUAGCACAUCCUAUCUUUGAAGUUUUCUCCCUGGGCUUUCUCUAUCUUAAUUAUGUACACAUUUAAUAAAAUAUUUAUUAUAUUUUCUUUUCAUAUUCAAGAUUAAAUGUGUUUAUGAAUCACUUUUUAUGAAUUUACAAAAAUUUGAAUGUAUUUUAUUGUAAAUGAGCUCUAUGAUGUAUAUUUCACUUACUAGACAUGUUGUACAACUUUUUUUCAAAUAAGACUUUAAUGUGACUAUGUAAUGUAGUGCUUUCAUCAUGUAAUUUUUGAAAUAAACAUUUCUUAAGACUU
Molecule: messenger RNA, 4730 nt
Organism: Magallana angulata
Lineage: Eukaryota; Metazoa; Mollusca; Bivalvia; Ostreida; Ostreidae
Product: calcium/calmodulin-dependent protein kinase type II delta chain-like
Exons: 20
Coding region: 102-1628 (508 amino acids)
Biological process (GO): protein phosphorylation
Cellular component (GO): cytoplasm; neuron projection
Molecular function (GO): calcium/calmodulin-dependent protein kinase activity; calmodulin binding; ATP binding
Source: RefSeq, a predicted model, not a curated record